Mobula hypostoma (lesser devil ray) is the source of this 2520-nucleotide messenger RNA. It is a transcript of the gene galns, whose product is annotated as galactosamine (N-acetyl)-6-sulfatase. The transcript has 14 exons. Bases 1 to 1599 code for a protein of 532 amino acids. Lineage: Eukaryota; Metazoa; Chordata; Chondrichthyes; Myliobatiformes; Myliobatidae. The record is from RefSeq and is a predicted model, not a curated record. Gene Ontology annotation, molecular function: arylsulfatase activity; N-acetylgalactosamine-6-sulfatase activity.
AUGACCUUCUGUCACGUGGACGGGUUACAGGCGGCGAUGAUCAUGGCCGCGAUGUGGCGGAUCCUCGCGCUGCUGGCGGCGGCGGCGGCGGCGAGCGCGAGCGGGAACGGGAGCGCGCCCAAUAUCAUCAUUUUACUGAUGGACGACAUGGGAUGGGGCGAUCUUGGUGUCUAUGGAGAACCUUCAAGAGAGACUCCUAACCUGGACAGAAUGGCCGCUGAGGGAAUGCUGUUCCCAGAUUUCUACGCUGGCAACCCGCUCUGCUCCCCGUCCCGCGCAGCACUGCUGACCGGCCGCCUUCCUCUCAGGAAUGGUUUCUACACAACCAACGCUCACGCCCGCAAUGGAUACACACCACAGGAAAUCGUGGGAGGAAUCCCUGGUUCAGAAAUUCUCUUGCCAGAACUCCUGAAAAAGGCAGGAUAUUCCAGCAAAAUCGUUGGGAAAUGGCACCUGGGGCAUCGUGCCCGGUUCCAUCCCCUCAGGCACGGCUUUGAUGAAUGGUUUGGAGCACCGAACUGCCACUUUGGGCCGUACAACAACAAGGAUAGACCCAACAUUCCUGUCUACAACAAUUCCGAGAUGCUGGGGAGAUACUAUGAAGAGUUCCAGAUUGACCGAGCAACUGGGGAGUCCAACCUCACCCAGAUCUACCUGCAGGAGGGGAUUGAGUUUAUCCGGAGACAAGUUGCACAACGCAAGCAUUUCUUCCUCUACUGGGCUGCUGAUGCCACCCACGCUCCUGUCUAUGCAUCGAAGGCGUAUCUGGGAACGAGUGAGAGAGGCUUGUAUGGUGAUGCAGUGCGUGAGAUUGAUGACAGCAUCGGGAAACUUCUGCAGGAGCUGUACACACAGGGAGUCGCAAACAAUACCUUUGUAUUCUUCACAUCGGACAACGGGGCUGCUCUCGUCUCUGCCCCCAACCAAGGGGGCAGCAAUGGUCCAUUCCUCUGUGGAAAAGAGACGACUUUUGAGGGGGGAAUGCGGGAGCCAGCCAUCGCGUGGUGGCCAGGACACAUCCCUGCGGGACAGGUGAGUUACCAGCUGGGCACAGUAAUGGACCUGUUCACCACCAGCUUGGCCCUUGCUGGGCUCCCACCACCCACAGACCGGCAGCUGGACGGCAUCGAUCUUUCUCCUGUGUUGCUGAAGGAUCAGGUCAUCGACAGGCCAGUGUUUUACUAUCGUGGUAACCAGUUAAUGGCUGUGCGGCUUGGAAUGUACAAGGCACAUUACUGGACCUGGACCAAUUUUUGGAAAGAGCUGCAGCUGGGAAUUAAUUUCUGCCCAGGACAGAGCGUGACAGGUGUUACCACCUAUGAUCAGCGGGACCACUCCAAUCAGCCACUGCUCUUCCACCUUGGUCGGGAUCCGGGGGAGAAGUUUCCCAUCAGGUUUUCCCACCAGGAGUAUGAGCAGGAGAUGAAGAGGAUUUCUCUUGUGGUGCAGGAACACCAGGCAUCCUUGGAGCCAGGCGAGCCACAACUGAACAUCUGUGACCGGGCUGUCAUGAACUGGAGUCCCCCUGGCUGUGAGAAACUUGGGAAAUGCCUGAAGAUCCCCAGCUCUGCACCAUGGAAGUGUAUCUGGCCCCACUGACACGGUGGUCAGGGCCAAGUGGAUGGGGGAAGUCGGAAUCUCAGCAACUACCCCCACCGUCCCUCAUGAUCUGUUUCAGUGUAAACUGAACUGGAACCUGGUGCACAGGGGACAUGUUGUGGGCGGCAGGGGUGACAUGAGCAGGCGGCAGCCCUUGAUCCAUCCAGUACACUGAACAGAUUACGGGCAGACUGCAGUCUCUGAUCUGUCCAGCACUGGUUGUGGAGGUGAUGGGCAGGUGGCAGCCUCUGAUCCAUCCAGCACACUGAACAAAUCACGAGCAGGAAGCAGUCUCUGAUCUGUCCAGCACAUUGAACAGAUCACAGGCAGGCAGCAGCCUCCCCAACCUUUUUUGCACCACAGACCGGUUUAAUAUUGACAAUAUUCUUGCAGACCGGCCAACUGGGUGGGGGAGGGGGGGUGUGUUCAAGUAGGGUUAAACUCACCUCAAUAUGUCUUUUACAGUUAGGGUUGCCAACUUUCUCACUCCCAAAUAAGGGACAAAAGUAGCAGUCAAAUCCCGGGACACUUGUGUUUACCCCAGGAAAGACUACCAUGACCAUAAAGCCUUGCGCGGGCACCUGUGUGCACAUGCGCGUACGUGCCGAUUUUUUUUUUCCCCACUAAUUGAUUUUGCCUUAUUCUUCCCGACUAUACUGUACAUACAUUAUUUCUACUUUAUAUAGUCUGUGUAUUUAUCAUAUCAUUCCUGCUUUUACUAUAUGUUAGUGUUAUUUCGGUUUUAUGUGUUAUUUGGUAGGUUAUUUUUUGGGUCUGGGAACGCUAAAAAAUUUUUCCCAUAUAAAUCAGUGGUAAUUGCUUCUUCGCUUCACGCCAUUUCGGCACGAAAGGUUUCAUCAGAACACUCUACAUAAGCAGGGGAAAUACGGGACAAGGGCGGUCCCGUAUGGCAGGGGUCCC